This is a messenger RNA of Medicago truncatula (barrel medic), 978 nucleotides long. RefSeq names its product putative GEM-like protein 8. NCBI's taxonomy places the organism in Eukaryota, Viridiplantae, Streptophyta, Magnoliopsida, Fabales, Fabaceae. The record is from RefSeq and is a predicted model, not a curated record. The transcript is spliced from 4 exons. The coding region runs from base 170 to 841 and encodes 223 amino acids.
AAUUGCUUUUAUUCAUUUAGUCUUCAUGAUGAUCCCAGGCUGACUCAUCCUACAAAAGGUCAACAGUCACAUUGUUUCCUUCUAACCAUAUAUAUACCCCUUUAGGAUACAAGGAUUCAUCCACCAAAUCCUCAAAAUCAAGAACAAAAAUACAAAAUAAAAAACUAAAAUGAAUACUUCAUUUCUUCAUGAGCUACUUAAUGGAAUCUCUAUUAGCUCAAGUUAUCCGGCUGGGAAAUCCUCAAGGAGAUACUUGCCUGAUUCUACUGGAAAAUACUGCAAGUCUAUCACAAAAUCAAAUAAGGGUAAAUUAAAUUCAGUUCUGACUAAGAUGAACAUGUUUGGAAGAAAAGAUGAUGGUUUUGCACAUGGUAUCCGAGAGCAUGUGAGACUUGGACCAAAGAUAACAGAUACAGUAAAAGGGAAAUUGAGGUUGGGAGCCAGAAUUCUUCAGGUUGGCGGAGUAGAAAAAGUGUUUAUGGAACUUUUUAGUGUUAAAGAUGGAGAGAAGCUGUUGAAAGCAUCACAGUGUUACUUAUCAACAACAUCAGGUCCUAUAGCAGGCCUCCUCUUCAUUUCCACUCACAAAGUUGCUUUUUGUAGUGAGAAAUCCAUCAAGAUCUCUUCACCAAAAGGAGAAUUGAGUAGAGUUCGCUAUAAGGUAUCUAUUCCACAUGAAAAGAUUCAGCAUGUCAACCAAAGUCAAAAUGUGAAGAAACCUUCAGAAAAAUACAUAGAAAUAGUCACCGUAGAUGGUUUCGACUUCUGGUUUAUGGGUUUCUUUAAUUAUCGGAAAGCUUUAAGAUAUCUCCAGCAGGCUAUCCUUCAGAAAAGCACAUAGAAAUAAUCACUCUAGAAGUGAAAUAUACUUGUUAACCCCUUCUGCUUCAUCAAUUAUUCUUUGAAGUUGCAGAGGUUCCUAUAGUGUACAAAUAUUUUAUAUCAUUUUGUUAAUAUGAAAAGCUAUAUGUUUCUUAA